UUUCCCAUAAUGCAACAGUGCUUGUUCCAUAGUAAGGUCAACAUGGAGUCGUGAAAUAGGACAGAGUGAAGUCAAGUGCCGGCUUUUUAUAGUAUUCUCUUUCCAGUGAAAGGACGUUUUAAAACAAGCAUAAUACAUGGGGGAAAAAAAGAAAAAUACGCUAAAACUCGAAUUAAAAGUACAUAAACCAUUUUCAUUUGCGAAGACAAUUGCAGUGAAAGGGAUGGCGCCUCUGCAAUGCUGAAACACCAUGGUCCGGCACAGCAAGCUCCAGAAACAGGUCCUCAGCCUCUACAGACAGUUCCUCCGGGCAGCCCACGACAAACCAGGCUUCCUGCCACGAAUCCAGGAUGAGUUUCGCAAGAACGCCAGCAUCCCCAAAGCUAACGUCAUGCAAAUUGAAUACCUCUACAGGAGAGGACAGAGGCAGCUGGAGCAGAUGAAAGAUGUGAACACCAAACAGCUCGGAGCUUUCAUCAAAACCAGAUCCGACAGCUAACCUACACAGAUUAUUAUAGCGGGGUAUUCAUUUAUCACCAAUAGUGGAAAUUAACAUAACAAACCAGUAUAUCAUAGAGAAGUGGAUUGGACUUGCAAGUGCUGUGCAAGGAUGGAAAAACGACGAAGUGGGGGCUGUGUAACGGUGCUGCCUCAUCGGGAUGCAAUGGAUUCAGGGGACCGAGGGGUGCACCUGGACGAAAACAAGGGACGGGGGGCUGUGAGUGUUGCAAUGCUGUAAUGUUGUUGGGCUAUUUCAGGGGGGCCUGCGUGCUUCUGCGGGAGUGUGUAAGCAGUGUGAUUUGUUGUGCAGCUGUUAAGUCAUGUCUACCAAAUAAAGAAUUGCCGUUUGCCUGAA
Molecule: messenger RNA, 856 nt
Organism: Acipenser ruthenus (sterlet)
Lineage: Eukaryota; Metazoa; Chordata; Actinopteri; Acipenseriformes; Acipenseridae
Gene: sdhaf1
Product: succinate dehydrogenase complex assembly factor 1
Exons: 2
Coding region: 251-499 (82 amino acids)
Biological process (GO): mitochondrial respiratory chain complex II assembly
Cellular component (GO): mitochondrion
Source: RefSeq, a predicted model, not a curated record